UCCUAUAGAAUGUGGGUUAUAUGUUUGUACCAAGUGAACAGCGUUUGGGUCAAGUGCCCUUUGGCUUUGGUAUUGGCAGUGUGAAUGCAGGCUCAUAUCUCUCCUUCUCUCCCUCCCUCUCCUUUUCUUCUCUGUAGAGAUAGAUGCGGAGUACCCAGAUUAUACCCAGCCUUGCUACCACUCAGUCCUGGAGUUGCAUUCCACCCGAGUGAUCUGGAGGAACUGCCUCAUCCUUAGCUUUACUAUGUUCAUAGGCACAGGCAUCCAGUACUGUUUCAUCAGGAACCUCCACAGCUACUCCCACAACUUCUACUUUAGUUACUUCCUGCGUGUGCUGACUGGAGCUCUGGGAUGUAUCUUCCUCUGCCUGUCCGUCAACCGCUUUGGUCGCCGUGGUAUCCUGCUUCUGUCUGCCAUUAUCACCGGCCUGUCCUCGCUGCUGCUGCUGGCCCUCACACAGUAUCUUUGUGGAGCGCUGGUGUUGGUGCUGUCUGUGUUGGGGCUCCUCUUCUCCCAGGCCCUGGCCAUGCUCAGUGCAUUCUUCGCCAGUGAGGUCAUGCCCACCGUAGUCCGUGGUGGUUGUCUGGGGCUGGUGCUUGCGUCUGGCUGUAUGGGGAUGGCUGCCUCCUCUAUGAUGGAGCUCCAGAACAACAGGGGUUACUUCCUCCACCACGUCAUCUUCGCCUCCUUCGCCGUCCUCUCGGUGCUGUCCAUCAUGCUGCUGCCGGAGAGCAAGCGCAAGCCGCUACCCGACUCCCUGAAGGACGGAGAGAGCCAGCGACGGCCCCCUCUCUUCCUGUCUCGUGAAGACACCCUGCCCCUGCUCUAUACCCGGCGUGGAGCCUCCGAGUACAACCCUGAUAACUACUCCCGCCUGGUCUCCGCCACCAGGAAGAUGCUCAUCAAAGACAAUUUACCCUAUAAGAUCGUUGUGCCCUCCCAGUCCCCACUGCUGCCUUCCAACAGUGAGGUGCACUGCAUACUGGAGGGAGAGGCACUAAGAGAGGACUUAUCUUAGCAGCCUAUAACUACCAUCAUCCAUCCUCCUCUCCCACAGAGAAACCUCACCUCAAACCCACUGGAUAUCUCUCCCUGGUAUCAUCCUGGGCUAGCUGGCUGGUUCCCUUUCACCAGAUUGAGACAGUGUGAUCCAGACUCGUAUCGCUCUGAACGACGGGUCUUCUUGGAUAUUUUGAAGGGGAGGAGAGUUGGAGAUGUGUGUAUUUACUGUGUCAGUCUUUUUUGUUGUUGUGCCAAGUGUUUCAAACAAUACAAAAAAAACGAUCUGUGGUUGUGCGCUUGCACAGACUCUACUGAAAGACUGUGUGCUAGUCCUUUGUUUUUGUACUGAUUGAGAUCUGCUGUUUCUAAGACGGUGUUAACACCCUCUCUUCUCCAGGUUGUGCAGCAUGGAGCUAUGGCUUUAUUAACCACUGAGGCUAAAUGCUCACUUGAGAAGCGUUGCUUGUCCACUUAACUGGUGACUCGUGCUUUUCAUUACUGCUGUAUUGUGCCUGUGACUGCAACGAGAGAGAGCAGGGUCCUGACUGUUACUUAAUCUGAUUCAUUGGUGACUCAACGAGGGGAACUUACAGAUAGAAGUCAGUUUGGCUCAAACUGCAAUGUAUUGUAGCCAAUUGUUUGAUUUUUGGGGGGGAACUUAAUGAAGUAUCAGUCACUGAUAAUAUGAACUAAGCAAUGAAAGGUCAUUUCAUCCUGUCCACUUGUUGGACAUGUUUUAAGAACAUGAGAUAUUGUCUCGUGCUUUGCACCAGGAACAAAGUUGUUAAAAUUAUUGAAAUGUGAUCAGGUCAUGACCUCUACUCUGAGUCAUUAUAACCUUUCAAAUGGGACUUUACCUCAUUGUGCUUAGUUGUAUCACGUCCAUCUCUCUGCCUUAAACUGUGAACUUUCCUGUUCAAAGAAGGCAGUUGCUAGGACACGAUACUUAACGUUCUAUAAUUAAUUUAAUUAAAUACAUUUUUAUCAACUAUUAAACCACAUUUCACUGCUCUUUUUGGUAUUUGACUGUAGUUUGAGGUUUGUGUUGCCCUUCUUGGCCUGGCUGUGGAACUGUUUUACAUUAUUGUUGGAUAGGAUGUUCACACUCUUAACUCAUUCGCUCUUCCUUUUUCAUCCCCCUCUCUUUUGCUUGCAUGGGAACAUAGCCCCUUGUACAGUAAGUUUAUUAGGAAAAAAUAUAAAUGCAGCUGCUCAACUUUUCCCCACAGCGGACAAUAUUCUGUCCUUCUAAAAAAUUAUUAUUUUAAAUUAUAUUAUUUUCAGCUAUGAAUAAGUUGUCUGACUCUCGAAAGUUCAAAUUGAGUUAUUUGGAAGCUGAGGCCGUACAAUGUUGAUUUACUGUUUGCCCCUCUUCACAUGUCUCAUAGAAAAAUAAAUCGAAUAAUAAUGUCCUCAAGCAUCAAGUAAAGAGAUGCACAACUUCCUUUCAGAUUAUGGAAAACGAACAGACCCGGCCAGGACAUUUUCAACAAUGCUAUUCCGCUUUCGACAUCAAUGGGGUCUUAACGAGGUCACUGGGCGUUGAACUAAGGUUGCAGUAGUAUUUUUCUGAAGCUGAUCCACUUCUAUUUUUAACUUUUAUUCGCUUGCUCGCCUCACUUUUCAAAAAUGAAAUCCGUUAAACAGUAAGUUUGAAUGGCUGAAACUGAAAAUGUUUUGAGUUCUGCCCUGUUUCAUAUGUCUGAUACAAUGCUUACCACAAGAUGGUGCUGUUCUCUUGUAAAUGUAUUGAAUGUACAAAAUCCACCAUUUUUCUUUCAACUUUGUGUUAUGUUUUAUCAGUCAGAUUUUUAUAUUUUGAAGAAUUGGAAAUGUAUUUCAGUGUAAAUAAAAUAAGAGGACUUCGAGUUAGUCCAAACACACCAUUGCCAAGUUCACGAUGUCUGUGCAGCGUUCUCAAAAUGAUUGAGCCAGAUGGGAUAAUAGACACUGUUUUGUUGAAUGAAACACCGUUCUAACCUGCCCUUGAGUUUGUUUUGUAUAUGUCGAAAUGAAGUAAAUUGUGCUCAAUGGACAGUGUUCCGUGACUCUAGGGCUGUAUAAGAACAGGGAAAGGAAGAAUGAAGUACAGCAGUUGUCUCAGUCCGGGCCUGAGAAAAUCACAUCUGGAACAGCCUGUCAAUCAUUUGGGACGCUCACUGUUGUCUCUCAACCAUAAACUCCCCUCUGAAAGCUGUUCAGUCAGUUUAGUAUUUCAUUUGUCA
Messenger RNA from Salvelinus namaycush (lake trout), 3227 nucleotides. RefSeq names its product putative solute carrier family 22 member 31. The transcript has 4 exons. Bases 245 to 1018 code for a protein of 257 amino acids. Gene Ontology annotation, molecular function: transmembrane transporter activity. The record is from RefSeq and is a predicted model, not a curated record. Lineage: Eukaryota; Metazoa; Chordata; Actinopteri; Salmoniformes; Salmonidae.